GGGCAAUCCUACUGCGCAUGCCUGGCCCACUCACAUACCACGCCUCCUUUUGUACAUGGUGGACACGUUGAUAGAAGGCCACCACAGUAAAAGAGCAGAGGAGGGGAGACACGUAUUGUAGGAUAGCAAGAUGGUAAGAUACUCUAGGGAACCAGAAAAUUCCACAAAGUCAUGUAAGUCUAGAGGGUUUGAUCUCAGAGUACAUUUUAAGAAUACUCGUGAGACGGCUCAGGCUAUCAAGAACAUGAAUAUAAGGAAAGCAAUCCGUUACUUGAAGGAUGUCAUUAAUCAGAAGCAGAUUGUACCUUUCAGACGAUUCAAUGGUGGGGUGGGGCGCAAAGCGCAGUGUAAGGCCCACAAAUGGUCUCAGGGACGCUGGCCAAGGAAGAGUGCUGACAUUCUUCUCCAGCUGUUGAAGAAUGCCGAGAGCAAUGCUGAAGUGAAGAUGCUCAAUACUGACUCACUGGUGGUUGAACACAUAUCAGUACAGAGAGCAGCUAAGAUGAGGAGACGUACUUAUCGUGCUCAUGGACGCAUCAACCCUUACAUGAGUUCUCCUUGUCAUAUUGAGAUGAUUCUUACCGAGAAGGAUCAGCCUGUACCCAAGCCAGAGGAAGAGGAAACGAAAAAGAAGAAGGUCUCGCAAAAGAAAUUAAAAAGGCAAAAGCUGAAAGCUGCAAUGACUGGGUCUGACUAGAUAGAUCUAUCAUAUUAAAUUAUGAUAAUUUUGUUUUAUGUCAAAGAAGAAAUUAAGCAAUGAGACAUCUUGUUCUAGUAUACUAUGCUUACUUUCUAGUAAUUUGUCCGUAUACUCAA
Amphimedon queenslandica is the source of this 816-nucleotide messenger RNA. Its product is annotated as 60S ribosomal protein L17-like. Gene Ontology annotation, cellular component: cytosolic large ribosomal subunit; ribosome. Gene Ontology annotation, molecular function: structural constituent of ribosome. The coding region runs from base 131 to 697 and encodes 188 amino acids. The transcript is spliced from 6 exons. The record is from RefSeq and is a predicted model, not a curated record. Lineage: Eukaryota; Metazoa; Porifera; Demospongiae; Haplosclerida; Niphatidae. Gene Ontology annotation, biological process: cytoplasmic translation.